Messenger RNA from Prosopis cineraria, 2150 nucleotides. Its product is annotated as probable inactive purple acid phosphatase 27. Gene Ontology annotation, molecular function: metal ion binding; acid phosphatase activity. NCBI's taxonomy places the organism in Eukaryota, Viridiplantae, Streptophyta, Magnoliopsida, Fabales, Fabaceae. The transcript is spliced from 12 exons. The record is from RefSeq and is a predicted model, not a curated record. The coding region runs from base 42 to 1895 and encodes 617 amino acids.
UGCUAAGACUUGCCUCCAUUGCCGAACUUUCAUCUCUAAUAAUGAGUUGCUUCAUCAUGUGCUUGAAAAUUCCAUUCAUAGUCCUAUUGUCAGCUUAUUUCUCAUCAGCUUAUUCCGGUAAUGGAGUGCAGCCUCUGUCGAAGAUUGCUAUUCACAGAACCACUUAUGAGCUUCUCCAUAAUGCCUCCAUUCAAGCCCAUCCUCUUCUUCUAGGCAUCGAGGGGAAGGAUUCUGAGUGGGUUACUGUGGAACUUCACAGUCCUAAUCCCAGUGAAGAUGACUGGGUUGCUGUUUUUUCUCCUGCAAAUUUCAACUCAUCAUUUUGUCUAGAGGUUGACAAGUCAGAAAACUCAAGACAAGUGGCCCCCUUUAUAUGCUCUGCUCCUAUAAAGUAUAGGUUUGCCAACGAAUCCAACGAGGACUACACCAAGACAGGCCAAGCAUCUCUCAAGUUUCUGCUGAUCAAUCAGCGAUCAGAUUUCUCAUUGGCAUUAUUCUCAGGGGGAUUGUCCAAUCCAAAAUUGGUGGCAAUUUCGAAUACAAUCAGCUUUGUGAAUCCCAAGUCUCCACUCUAUCCACGCCUUUCUCAGGGUAAAGCUUGGAACGAAAUGACAGUGACCUGGACAAGCGGCUAUAACAUUGACGAAGCUGUGCCUUUUGUGGAGUGGGGUCUUAAGGGGGAAUCACAAACACAAUCACCAGCUUCAACACUCACUUUUAAUAGAGGCAGUAUGUGUGGUCCACCAGCACGAACCGUUGGGUGGCGUGAUCCUGGUUUUUUCCAUACCAGUUUCUUGAAAGAUUUAUGGCCAAACUCACUGUAUGCACACAAGUUAGGUCAUAGAUUAUUCAAUGGUUCAUAUGUCUGGAGUAAAUCAUACCAAUUCAAAGCACCGCCAUCUCCAGGACAGGACUCAUUGCAACGUGUCAUCAUAUUUGGUGACAUGGGAAAGGCUGAGCGUGAUGGGUCCAAUGAGUAUAAUAAUUAUCAGCCAGGUUCUCUGAACACCACAGAUCAACUCAUCAAAGACUUAGACAACAUUGAUAUAGUUUUCCACAUCGGAGACAUCACUUAUGCGAAUGGAUACAUCUCACAGUGGGACCAAUUUACUUCACAAGUGGAACCCAUAGCAUCAAGAGUGCCUUAUAUGAUUGCAAGUGGCAAUCAUGAACGUGAUGGUCCUGGGACUGGUUCCUUUUAUGACACAAAUGAUUCAGGUGGAGAAUGUGGUGUACUAGCUGAGACCAUGUUUUAUGUUCCAGCUGAAAACCGAGCUAAAUUCUGGUAUGGAACAGAUUUUGGAAUGUUCCACUUCUGUAUAGCAGACAGUGAACAUGAUUGGAGGGAGGGAAGCGCUCAAUACAAGUUCAUCGAGAAUUGCUUUGCAUCAGCAGACAGACAGAAACAGCCAUGGUUGAUUUUUGCUGCUCAUCGUGUUCUUGGUUAUUCCUCUGCUUACUUGGACCAAGGAAUUUCUGGAGAACCUAUGGGAAGAGACAGCUUACAAAAGCUCUGGCAGAAAUACAAAGUAGACAUUGCAUUUUAUGGUCAUAUUCACAACUAUGAAAGAACUUGCCCCAUCUAUCAGAGUCAGUGUGUGAAUUCAGAGAAGCAUCACUAUUCAGGGACAGUGAAUGGAACAAUCCACGUGGUAGUUGGUGGAGGAGGAAGCCACUUGUCAGAGUUUGGACCGGUUGAGACUAGCUGGAGCAUUUUCAAAGAUUCAGACUUUGGUUUUGUGAAAUUGACAGCAUUUAAUCAGUCAUCUCUUCUCUUUGAGUACAAGAAGAGCAGUAAUGGGAAGGUCUAUGAUUCAUUCACAAUCUCAAGGGACUACAAAGAUGUCUUGGCCUGUGUUCACGAUGGUUGUGAACCAAUUACUCUGGCCACUUGAAAUUCUACUCAAAAUAUUAUCACACAUGAAAUUGCAAUCAAUAAAGUGAUGUUUUCGUCAUCCUUGUUUUGAUUAAUAACUACAUGUGCAUGCAUGUUUGUUGGUUAGUACUACAAAGAAAGUGACUAUGGAGGUUUACCUUUCAAUGUUUCAAAAGCUUGAGUGGCUUUGAAUUGUCUGACUACUUUCAAGACUUGGCUUAGGAUUUGUAUAAAUUUUAUAUGAUGUAAAUGAGUCACUACCUUUUUGGAGUCA